GAAUUGUAAACAUAUUUUGUAACAGAAAUGUUUUAACAAUUUUGAAAUGCAAUGGAAAAUGAAAGUGGUGAUAACAGUGAGCAAACUGCGUCAAGAAACCAAGCAGAUAGAUGGCCUGUGCUUUUGGUGUCACCUGAUCCAAGAGUAAAAAAAACGAUAUACAAAACGUGAUCCAGUGGCCAUCGAACGAUCGAAUCUCCUGAAUGUGAUAAAGCUGGUAGUGAAAGAACUCAUUGAAUCCUCUCUGAAAUAUGGGCGCCAGCUCGACACAGACCACGUGCCUCUCCAACACUUUUUUAUUUUACUGGAACACGCCAUGAGGCAUGGAUUAAAGCCAAAAAAAGGACUUUUAGGCCCAAAAAAAGAACUAUGGAAUGUUUUAGAGACAGUAGAAAAACACAUGCCUGAGGCCUCUGACAUUACUGCUAGUGUUAGAGAAUUACCCACCGUAAAAACACAUCUUGGAAGAGCAAGGGCAUGGUUAAGAUUGGCCUUAAUGCAGAAGAAACUUGCUGAUUAUUUUCGUAGGUUAAUUGAUAGCAAAGAUGAAAUUUUAAGGGAUUUUUACGAACGAGAUGCUCUUAUGAUGUCUGACGAAGCGAUUGUUGUUGGUGGCCUUCUUGUAGGACUGAAUGUUAUUGAUUGUAAUUUAUGUGUGAAAGAGGAGGAUUUAGAUUACCAGCAAGGUGUUAUUGACUUCAGCCUGUAUUUAAGAGAAUCAAAUGGUGAAGUUCAACCUUCGGAAGGGGUGGAUGCCAAUAAUCUGACUGCUGUUUUAGAUCAAAAAAAUUAUAUUGAAGAACUAAAUAGGCAUUUAAAUGCAACUGUGACAAAUCUCCAGCAAAAAGUUGAACAAUUACAAACAACCAAUGCCCUAAUGAAAGAAGAUCUAGCCAUAUCAAAGAAUCAAAUCAUAACCCUUCAAGAUGAUAAUGCUCAACUAAGAAAACUGUGUGAUCAAUUAACACUAGAAAAUAAAAAAAAGAUUGAGGAAGUGAAAGCAGAUAUGAAUUGUGAAAGGGAAACAUACCAAACUAAUCAAGUAGGUCUUGAUACCAUGUAUAUAGAUAUUAAAAAUCAAUUGCAGCAGGAGAUUUCUAAGAGACAGGAGUUGGAGGUUGAGUGUGAAUUGCAGAGGACCUUGAGGGACGAAGCGGAGGUCGCCAUGAAACUUCUGGAGAAAGAUAUCCACGAGAAGCAGGAUACCAUUCUCUCCAUGAGGCGUCAGUUGGAGGAUAUCAAGGCCAUCAAUCUUCAACUUUACAAUAAGUUGCAGGAAUGUGAAAAAGCUCUAAAAAUGAAAUCAGACCUUGUAACUGAGCUGGAAGCAAAGGUGGUUAACAUGAGCACAUCCCUUCAUGAGCUCGAGGAUAAGAGCUUUGACUUGGUGAAACUUAAAAGUCGAAAUGAAGAACUUGUAAGAAAAUUUGGCUCACAAUUAGCAGAGAAAGAUCAAAUUAGAUCAGUUUUGGAAUCAGAUUUGAAGAUUGAAAGAGAAUGGCGAGCAUCUCUGCAGUCUACAAUAGAAGAUUAUCAGAAACAGAUCUCCACUCUGAAAGACAAUAUUAAAAAAUUGCAGUUGAUGGAGCAAGAAUAUGUGAAGCUAAAAAUCAGCCAUUCAGAAUUACAGACUUUGAGCUCAGAACAUGAAAGAACGCUGGAAGAAAUGGGUUGCCAGUUAAAAGAAUCCAAACUACAGAUUGAAGAUCUGAAAGAAAAUCAGAUGGCUUUGAAAGAAGCAGUAUGGACACAUGACAAAGAAGCCACCAUUUGUAAACAAUGUAACAAAUCUUUUUCUGUUGCCAGAAGAAAACACCAUUGUAGACACUGUGGCGACAUAUUUUGUAAUGCUUGCUCAGAUAACACAAUGCCUCUGCCUUCUUCUGCAAAACCUGUUAGAGUUUGUGACACAUGCUACGCAUUACUCCUUCACAGAUAUUCUGCCACGGCUGACUUUACAUGAUGCCUUUUGUUUGUAUUUUUAAGUUUGUAUUUAGAAAUUGUACCAAAGUAUUUUGUACAUUGAUAUAUAUUGAAUUCAUGCACACAUGUGUAAAUAUGCAUGUGCAAGUGAAAAAAGUUGAGUCUCAUAGUUUUAUAUAUUAUAGAAAUACUUAUCUUGUAGUUCUCUCAUUAUAUAUUGUAUAUUCUAAGAAAGACAUAUAUGUUGUCUUACAUUUAUAUAUAAAGUGUUUGCAUUUUUAAAACUAUUACUGAAACAAAAAAGCAAAAUUUUAUUGAAUACAAAUUGGAGUGGUGUUUCCACGCUUCAAUUUUGAUUAUUUACGUGUGUUUAUAGGUGUUAAUAUAUGAUACGUUAUAUUCGUUUCAGCAUAUAUUUAUUGAGAAGUGAAAAAUUACUAUAUAUUCAAUUAAGUUCCAAUCAUCCAAUCCCUGAUACCAAAAUCAAAUUAUUUGGGGAAAAUUAAAUAAUAAAAAGGGAGAGAUAUAUUUAAAGAUAAGUAAGAGAUUCAAUUAAAUAGAAGGAAAAAGAGAAUUGUAAAGAAAUUUAAAAUGAAGAAAAAAGAAUGUGUGUUGUUUGGAUAGAGAACCAAAAGCCUGGAGUUUUUGAAAUGAAAUGUCCUUAUCAGUCGUUUACAAAUGUGCAUAAAUUUGAUCAAUUGUAUAUUUGUGAUUAUGGUACAUUCGUUUUAAUAGCCUCUUAAAUAAAAAAAUAGUCUGCAAAAUAUUCGCCAAACAAGAAAAAUAGUAUCUAAAAUAGUCUCCUAUUAUAUUUUAAAUAGCAUUAAUAUUAAAUCAUGCUACAUAUACUUUGAUGAACAGACAUAACUCAGCUGCAUGGUAUCUAAGCAGGAUCACCUAGACAAGCAGAGCUCUCUCCAGUUACACGCAAAAAGAUGUUCUACACAUGGUUUCAUGCCAAUCUUAUUUCAGUGAUAAGAUUGUAAAAGUUGUGCAUAUAUUAGAGAUAUUUAUAAAACAAUGAAAACUUAGCAGUCGGUAAUUACUUUUUUGAAGUGUCUCAAAAAAUAAGUUUAAAAAAAAAAAUAAUAAUUUGUUAUUAUUGUUGGCAAGAAAUACAUAUCUAGUGCCUCAUUGCACCAGGAGAAAAAAGAAAGAUAAAAGGGCUGUUUUACUUGUCCUUGGCGAUAUUAUUUAUCGCCAAGGACAAGUAAGCAGUGCUAACCCAUUUCGGGGCUUUUCGCAAAAUUUGGCAGACCUGAGUGAGCUUGAAAUUAGAACAUUUCAGC
Molecule: messenger RNA, 3212 nt
Organism: Uloborus diversus
Lineage: Eukaryota; Metazoa; Arthropoda; Arachnida; Araneae; Uloboridae
Product: RUN and FYVE domain-containing protein 2-like
Exons: 16
Coding region: 317-1963 (548 amino acids)
Cellular component (GO): cytoplasm
Molecular function (GO): metal ion binding
Source: RefSeq, a predicted model, not a curated record